AUGAAUCUCGCAACCGUCAAUUCUGAGGUGAAUAUGGUGGAUUCAAACCCAAAAGAGUGGUGGAUUGACAUCGAAGCUACGGGCAUGUGUGUUCUGAUAAAGAACUAUUUACGGCUUUCAAAGCAAUUGAGAAUGGAGAGAAGUUGUUUAUGGGAAAUUCAGCAACUUCUGAAAUCAUGGGUCAAGGAAAACGAUAGCACAAAAUACUGUUAUGUAUAUUUGCUAAAAAGUAAGGAUGAAGCGAUAGAGAAAUUUAUUUUCUAUAAGAAUGAAAUUGAAAAUCAACUUAACAAGAAAAUUAAGGUGUUGAGAAGUGAUAGAGGUGGUGAGUAUGAAGCACCAUUUGCUGAAUUCUGUGCACAACACGGAAUCAUACAUGAAACCACUGCACCUUAUUCACCGCAACAAAAUGAUGUUGCUGAAAGGAAAAAAAACAUACCUUAA
This is a messenger RNA of Fraxinus pennsylvanica, 444 nucleotides long. The record is from the annotation of a GenBank genome assembly. Lineage: Eukaryota; Viridiplantae; Streptophyta; Magnoliopsida; Lamiales; Oleaceae.